Arachis stenosperma is the source of this 1217-nucleotide messenger RNA. RefSeq names its product putative disease resistance protein At3g14460. Lineage: Eukaryota; Viridiplantae; Streptophyta; Magnoliopsida; Fabales; Fabaceae. The record is from RefSeq and is a predicted model, not a curated record. The transcript has 2 exons. Bases 1 to 900 code for a protein of 299 amino acids.
AUGUAUCUUGAUGAGGAUACUUUAAAAAUUAAGGGAUGUGAGUCGGUGAUAGAUUCUGUAUUUAAGGCAAUCGGCAUUCACCAAUUGCAAUUCCCGGAGAAGCAACAACACAAGUAUGAUUUGGUAGAGCUACAAAUAGGGAAGAACUGUGGUUCGCUUACCGUAUUGCCGUUGGAUGCCUUUCCCAAUCUCAAGAAUCUCGGGAUACAUAGGUCUGGUAAUCUGGAAUCAAUUUCAAUGUCAGAGCCACCACAUGCUUCUCUUCAACAUCUCUCCAUCUGUGAAUGUCCCGAAUUUGUGUCAUUUCCAGCACAAGGACUGGCUGCACCCGACUUGACUGAUCUCGAAGUUUUCAGGUGCUCAAAGUUGGUGGCAUUGCCACGUGGCAUGAAUACUCUCCUCCCCAAUUUACAGUUUCUCAACAUACAAGAUUGCCCAAAGAUUUCCAGGUUUCCAGAGUGUGGUUUGCCGCCUAACUUGAAACAGCUUACUGUCGGGAGACAAUGGAGGGAUCUAUUGCCGACGGGCAACUUGGAUGCCCUCACUCAUCUCACCAUUAUUGAUGAUUGUGGGUGUCAAAGCAUGAUAAAGUCAUUCCCAGAGGUGGGUUCGCUGCCUCACCUUCCCUCCCUUACCACUCUCAACAUAUGCAGGUUCUAUAAUCUGGAGACAUUGGAGUGCAACGAGCUUCUCCGCCUCACCUCCCUUCAACAAUUAAUAAUUCAACAAUGUUGGAGGCUGGGGAAUAUGGAAGGAGAAAAGCUGCCUCCCUCUAUCUUGCUACUCAAAAUUGAAUACUGUGAUUUGCUGGGCGAACACUGCAAGAAUAAGCAUCAACAGAUUUGGCCCAAAAUUUCUCACAUCCCGACCAUUGAAGUUGAUGGCCAACAAAUUUUCUGAAUAGAGAUUUCUGAGCAGGUAGCAUAUACUGAGGUACAAGUUCCCAGAUGGUUGAGAUUUCAGCAUAUAAUCUUAUACGGAAUCAGAAGAGGUGAUUUCUAUUUUAGCUUCGGGUCGGAGAAUAUGGAAGGAGAAAAGCUGCCUUCCUCUCUGUUACUACUUCAAAUUCAAGACUGUCCUUUGCUCGGAGAAUCCUGCAAGAAGAGUUGCAGCUAAACUCCGCAUGAAGGUAAAUAUGAACUUGAUGGAUCUAUAGCUAUUGAAUUUGAAAUUGCUCUAUCUCUUAGCAUUUCUUUUAGUACCAACUCAAAUAUAUU